Anolis sagrei ordinatus is the source of this 835-nucleotide messenger RNA. The record is from RefSeq and is a predicted model, not a curated record. Lineage: Eukaryota; Metazoa; Chordata; Lepidosauria; Squamata; Anolidae.
AUGCUUGGUGCGCCAAUUCAUCCACUUUGGCAUCCUUGGCAUGGGGAUGGUUGUUCGCUCCUUGGGCUUGGAGAGGCCUCUUCCAUCCACAACCGGGCUUUUGGUGCUCUCUGUCCGCAGAGGAACGAAGUCCGUGUGCGCCGGCCCGCCGCCUUCUCCGUGGUGGUGGCCAUUGACUUUGGGACUACCUCCAGCGGCUACGCCUUCAGCUUCACCAGCGACCCAGAGGCCAUCCACAUGAUGAGGAAGUGGGAAGGGGGGGACCCUGGGGUGGCGCACCAGAAGACGCCCACCUGCCUGCUGCUGACCCCCGAGGGGUCCUUCCACAGCUUUGGCUACACGGCCAGGGACGCCUUCCACGACCUGGACCCCGAGGAGGCCCGAGAGUGGCUCUACUUCGAGAAGUUCAAGAUGAAGAUCCACAGCGCCAGCGACCUGACCAUGAAGACCGAACUGGAAGCCGUCAAUGGGAAAAAGGUGCAGGCGCUGGAAGUCUUUGCGCACGCCCUCCGCUUCUUCAAGCAGCAAGCCGUGCAGGAGCUGAGGGACCAGUGUCCGGCUUUGCCAGAGCGGGACGCCAUCCGGUGGGUCAUCACCGUCCCGGCCAUCUGGAAGCAGCCGGCCAAGCAGUUCAUGCGGGAGGCCGCCUAUUCGGCCGGCCUGGUUCCCCCGGAGAGCCCCGAGCAGCUGCUGAUUGCCUUGGAGCCCGAGGCGGCCUCCAUCUACUGCCGGAAGCUGCGCCUGAACCAGCUCAUGGACCUCAGCGAGGGGCCCCGGGGCCCCCACGGGCGGAGGAGCACCCACGACCUCCCCAUCGACUCCAGCUUCCGCCAGG